This is a messenger RNA of Symbiodinium natans, 333 nucleotides long. The record is from the annotation of a GenBank genome assembly. NCBI's taxonomy places the organism in Eukaryota, Dinophyceae, Suessiales, Symbiodiniaceae.
AUGGCCGAUCUCACACGGCAUCUGGUCAAUGACGCCUGGGGCACGGAUUGCGUAGAGCUGCCCGACGGUGAGUCGCUAGGAAUCUUCGGCGGUGGCGGUUCUCCCCAGAUGCUGGGCACAAACUUCAACAAGUACUGCCAAUCCGUGAACGUCGCCAACGAGUACACCAGCACCGGCGCGCUGUCGGUCUGGGGCUGGCUCUUCACCAUCUUCUUCACUUGGUCCGGCUUCGCCUUCCUCCUCCUGGGCAUCUGCUGGGCGCGAUGCACAGUUGAUGGGGCAGGGAGGGGUGGGAAGGAGGGGCAGGCGGGUGUGGGGAGGGGAGGCGAUUAG